AUGGGGGUCGGAGUGUUCGUAAACUUUUGGGUAGCGAUACGGGUAAGCGAUCGGCAGCCUUCAGUGAGCACAAGGGCAGAGUCUACGCAAUCGGUAAUGUCCAUGACUUUCGCCGUGUCGGGAUAUGACGAAUCUAGCUUGAUACGUGAUAGAUCGUUCGGCGUUUCCGUAUGGAACGACUCCACCACGCUACCAACUUGGAUGAAGGAGUACUUUGAUUGGCAUCGAACUCAACGGCAGCUCCUCUUGAACGAAACCAACUACGGGCAGUUUACCUUUUUAGUCGUCCGAUGCUUGAAACACGACUUGAAAUGCGGAGGGACGGCAGAUCGGCUCAAGCCUCUACCAUUCUAUGUGUUGCUCGCUUCCCGUAUGCACCGCAUUUUACUGUUCCAUUGGGAACGACCCUUUUUGUUGCAAGAGUUUCUGGUACCACCUGUCGGUGGCGUAGAUUGGCGGUUGCCAACCUCUUGGCGUCGUGACCAAUUCUCCGAUACCAUCGAGAUAAAGAACCUUAAGGACAUAACCCCGUAUCUUGCAAAGCCUCACUCGGGUCGAUAUCGUAAGCCGUUGCCCGCUAUCGCAUGCAUUUUGUAUCAGUCGCACGAUCACGGUGCUUUACAAUACAACCAACUCGCCGUACAGCAAACGAAGGAAGCAACCUACGAGGAAGUUUUCCGGGAUUGCUGGAAUUCCUUUUUUGUCCCUUCUCCACCAGUACAAAGUCGAAUCGACCAAUUGCGCCAAUCCCUCGGAUUGGUCCCCAACGAGUACGUGGGAGCCCACGUGCGGUCACAGUAUCAUUCUUACAACGGCAACAAGAAGUUAAAAGUUUUGGUACAAAACGCCGUUGCGUGUGCCUCUCGCCUUCGUACGGAGGUCCGGCAGAGCAUUUACGUUACCGCCGAUUCCGAGCGCGCACUCCAGGUGGUCGGAGAAUCCUCUGUGGGAAUGCGCAAUCUACCGGUAGUCCGUCGGAAGGGCGAUCGGCCGCCACUCCAUUUGGAUCGUGGUGUUGCGUACUUGGCCAAGAGUGCCACCAAUUGGACACACCACGACGAUCCACGAGCCUACUACGAUAUCUUUGUCGACUUAUACCUGUUGGCAGGGAGUCGUUGUAUUGCGUACAACGUUGGCAACUACGGCAAGUGGGCCAUCCUCCUUUCGUCGAAUCGGUCCUGCACGAUAAAUCACGGCAAGACAACGUGUCGUUGGAAAAUAUUAUCGUAG
Phaeodactylum tricornutum CCAP 1055/1 is the source of this 1230-nucleotide messenger RNA. RefSeq lists its product with no specific name. The record is from RefSeq and is a predicted model, not a curated record. Lineage: Eukaryota; Bacillariophyta; Bacillariophyceae; Surirellales; Neidiaceae. Bases 1 to 1230 code for a protein of 409 amino acids. The transcript has a single exon.